AUUCAUCAACGCGGGGCAGAAAGGCAAUCUGCGCACGACGUACUGUGCCGAAGAAUGCCGAAGAUCGGCUCGGGCCUUAUACCGGUGAUUCGGGCGAUCUCGUUGGGUCGAGUGUUGACUCGUAACGCCGCAUUGGCGCUCGAUCAUAACUCGGCCGUCCUGGAUGAUAAAAGACCGUUGUCAUUUCCACUGAUCAGUUAUUGUUCGGCACGCGGCACGCAGAAGAACAUAUUCCUCUCGAAGAAGACAAAUAAUACGCUGGCUUUCCAUCGACUAUUAUUUAGAAGAUACUGUUGCAAGAAAGAGACAGAAGACGACAAAACGUUCAAGAUGAAUAGAGACCCGGCUGCCGAACAGCUGAAUGAAUACAAGAAAAACGUACAGGGCCGGAAUGUAUUGCUAACCGGAAAUGGAAACCCGAUCGCUCAGAAGACAGCAAGCUUGACGGUUGGUCCAAAUGGCCCUAUUCUGCUUCAAGAUUUCGUUUUUAUUGACGAACUGUCUCAUUUCUCCAGAGAAAGGAUUCCGGAGCGUGUGGUGCACGCGAAAGGAGCUGGUGCAUUCGGUUAUUUCGAAGUUACCCACGACAUUACCAACUACUGUAAGGCAAAGGUUUUCUCCUCCAUUGGAAAACGUACUCCGGUCGCUGUGAGAUUUUCCAGCGUGGGCGGCGAGUCUGGCUCCUCUGAUACCGUCAGAGAUCCACGUGGUUUUGCGAUCAAAUUCUACACCGAGGACGGUAUCUGGGAUUUGGUGGGCAACAACACGCCGAUCUUCUUCAUCAAGGACCCGAUAUUCUUCCCCAGCUUUAUCCACACGCAAAAAAGAAAUCCUGUCACUCACUUGAAGGACGCCGACAUGUUCUGGGACUUCAUCUCUCUGAGACCCGAGUCAACGCACCAGAUCAUGUUCCUGUUUUCGGAUCGAGGUAUUCCCGACGGUCAUCGUCACAUGAAUGGUUACGGCUCCCAUACGUUCAAGCUGGUGAACGCCGACAACGACAUAGUCUACUGUAAAUUCCACUACAAGACCGACCAAGGAAUUAAAAAUAUCCCAGUCGAUAAGGCGGCUGAAUUAAGCAGCUCUGAUCCCGAUUACUCGAUCAAAGAUCUUUACAAUGCGAUCGCUACACAUAAUUAUCCGACGUGGACGUUCUCUAUUCAAGUGAUGAAGCCGUGUCAAGUAAAGAAGUUCAGAUGGAACCCCUUCGAUUUGACCAAAGUAUGGCCACAUGACGAGUUCCCGCUCAUACCUGUUGGUAAGCUGGUGCUAGACCGAAAUCCUGAAAAUUACUUUGCUGACGUGGAGCAAAUAGCCUUCAAUCCGGCUCACAUGGUACCUGGUAUUGAAGCAAGUCCUGACAGAAUGCUACAGGGUCGACUAUUCUCGUACGGUGAUACUCAGAGGCAUCGUCUUGGGCCGAAUCAUCUUCAGUUACCUGUGAACUGCCCGUACAAGGCGAUUUCGGCGAUGAAUUAUCAACGCGAUAGCUUUAUGUCCUUCUAUAAUCAAAAUGGUGCGCCGAACUAUUUCCCCAACAGUUUCAAUGGCCCACAAGAAUGCCCAGCUGCUCGUUCCACAAGCUUCCACGUGAGUGGCGACGUGGACCGUUACGACAUGGUAGACAAAGAAGAUAAUUUCGAACAGGCAACCAUAUUUUGGAGACGAGUUCUCAACGAUGACGAAAAGACCAGGCUGGUGAACAACCUGGUUAAUAGCCUUCGUAAUGCGUCAACGUUCAUCGUCGAGAGGGCCGUGAAGAACUUUACGGAAGUGGACACUGAAUUGGGCAAAAGACUUACCGAUGGCCUUCGUAAUGUUGGCGUGAGGAUUAACCCUUUUGGCAAAACAGCUAGCUUGUGAACAAAAUAAUUCUUCCUUUUGUACUAUAAUCGCUGUGCUGGACUACAUACGUAUACUAUCUAAUAAUUCACAGUUUUCAUGGAUAGAGCACGUCGUUACUUUGGUUAACAUCCGUCUUUAAAAAUCUUUUAACGUUUAUCAUAUUUAAUCAUGUUUUUUCUUCUUUUCUCCUUUUAUUAUUGUACUUCUAUAUAUUACUGGCUUCGCUUUCCUUUCUGUUACUAUAUCUUUUACUCUAUCAGCUUCGCUUUCCUUUUUGUUACUGUAUAUUUUAUGAAUCUAUAAUACGUUGCAUUAUCUUUCCAUUGAAAAAAGAGACUCAAUCAAGCGUAAUGCAAAGUGAUUUAUACGAUGCAUUAUCUGUACGAUGUCUUUGUAUCGAACAAUUUGUACUGUCAUAUCACCAAUGUACGAUAUAAAAGUUUGUACGAAGUAAUGAAAGAUGUUUUGUAAUUUAAUAUAAAAGUAAAAUAAAGAGUACGGGGAGACAAGAGAACUAAAUGGUAAA
Messenger RNA from Bombus terrestris (buff-tailed bumblebee), 2371 nucleotides. RefSeq names its product catalase (gene Cat). Lineage: Eukaryota; Metazoa; Arthropoda; Insecta; Hymenoptera; Apidae. Gene Ontology annotation, molecular function: heme binding; catalase activity. The transcript is spliced from 8 exons. Gene Ontology annotation, cellular component: peroxisome; mitochondrion; cytoplasm. Gene Ontology annotation, biological process: hydrogen peroxide catabolic process; response to hydrogen peroxide. The record is from RefSeq and is a predicted model, not a curated record. Bases 55 to 1863 code for a protein of 602 amino acids.